Drosophila montana is the source of this 1821-nucleotide messenger RNA. RefSeq lists its product as uncharacterized. The transcript is spliced from 7 exons. The coding region runs from base 1 to 1434 and encodes 477 amino acids. Lineage: Eukaryota; Metazoa; Arthropoda; Insecta; Diptera; Drosophilidae. The record is from RefSeq and is a predicted model, not a curated record.
AUGGUUCCAGUUACCAAACCGAACACCAAGGAGGUGCAGUGCCAGCUCGCUGCCUGCGAUGAGACCAAGCAGCAGCCGGAGACGAUUGUCACUCCGAAGAGCGGCCGCGUGGGCAUCUUCAAUGCGGAGGACUUUUUGUCGCGUGCCCAGACGAACGACAAGAUUAACAAUAUCUUGCGCUCGCCCACUAAAGCUCCCAAUGGCGUGCGCCAGCGAUCGGUGUACACCAACAACAACCCAUCGCCGCAGUCGUCAAUGCGCUUGUCUACUACGGCUGUGUCGUUAUCAGCACGGAUGAGCAGCAUGUCACUGAACAGCGGCAGUGCCAGUGUGGGCACCAAUACUUCUGUGCUGGCCAAGGAAUGCUCUAGCCAGACAAAUGCCAUUGGUGCUACUGGCUCCUAUCGGACCAUCGGCAUGAGCAUGCACCAGUCGCAGCCGCUAUUGACCGCUGUUGCAGAUUUAGAGCCCUUGGUUCUGAGCACCAAAUCGUUGACUGCUCGCUUCGCAGGCCCCUUUGGGUAUGAGACUGGUGCUUACUGUCAGCCACAACCGCAACCACCCAUGCACCACACUCAGCAGUUCCCGUCGCCAAUGCCGCCACCACCUCAUGCUCUGGGUCGCGUUAGUUCGCGUACCUUUGAGUUUGAGAAUAGUCCGCCACCACCACCACCCUGUCCUGGCUCCGGUCCGAUUGCCAUGUCCAACGGCACGAUUCAGCUGCGCCUGCGCGAAGGUGUUAGGAUUGAUAUGACUCUGGACAAGGCAGUGCGCGUGUUGAAUCAGCGCAGCAUGGUGGCCGUGUCCUUGUCGCGCAACGGCACAAAUUCUGCUCUGAUCCAUCCAAAUGGCCGGAUUCUGCAGAGCGGCUCCAAGGUGGAGAUUGUCACAUAUGACGGCAUGAAGGCCAACAACUUUGUGCGCUACGCCAAAAUGUGGUACAAGGGAGUGAGCUUCACUAGCGAAUCUUGCGCUUUAAUUUAUCUGGUAGACACCGCUGGAACACGCACCACAACCGACACUUUCACUGACCUGACCAAGGACUACACUCUGGCAGUGUUUUAUGACGACUCACGCCACGGUCCCUCUUUUGUGCCGGAUGCUCAGGAGGUGAUUGCCAAGUCAUCGUACAGUUGCGCAGACGACGGCACCGAGAUGUACGACAUCAACGGCUUUCGCAUUAUUCAGGCCGCUGAUGGCCUGGUGAAGGUGACUCGCCAACACAACAAGGGCCUCAUUCGCACUAGCCCUGGCAAUGGAUCAGUCACUUUAACCACCCUUGGCAUCCACUGCACCGCCUCUUUGGGCAAGACCUCGCAUCUGUUCUUGCGUCGCAAUGAGAAGCGCAUGCACUUCGAUGGAUCGAAUUUCAUAGUGCGAAAUGCUGGACACUCGGCGGGAUUUAACGAAAACAACCUGCUGAUUGUCUACUAACUUGCCCUCGUCUUAAACACAACCGCACACUCACAAAAGACACACAUAUACAUAAACAGACAACAUCUAGACAGUUUUGGGGACUGUUGCGCUGCCGUAGCGUGGAGAGAGUAAUAACCAAAAAUAAUAUUAACAACAGAAAAAGCUUCAAACUUGAAAAAGGCUCGCAAUAGGCGCGAGCAACGCUAACGACAUUCUGACCAUAUGUAUAACAUAAAAGACCUAAGACCCAAUCUCUGCGUGGUUGGGUAGCUUCUGGAUGUCUUUCGUUACUCGACGUAAGCGCAACGAAACCAAAAAGGGAAUUCGUUUUUAGUUAUCUUUUCAUACUCUAACUUUUUGAUAUAUCAGUGAGAAUUUAGUAAAAAAAAAAAAAGGAAAAAAAAA